Melopsittacus undulatus (budgerigar) is the source of this 792-nucleotide messenger RNA. RefSeq names its product LYR motif containing 2 (gene LYRM2). Bases 48 to 314 code for a protein of 88 amino acids. Gene Ontology annotation, cellular component: mitochondrion. NCBI's taxonomy places the organism in Eukaryota, Metazoa, Chordata, Aves, Psittaciformes, Psittaculidae. The record is from RefSeq and is a predicted model, not a curated record. The transcript has 3 exons.
CCGCCGGGGGCGGGCUCGGCGGCAUCGAGAGAGGCGGAGCCCCCAUCAUGGCCGCCAGCCGCCUGCCGCCGGGUGCGCUCAACCUGAAGCAGUUCCUGAGGCGACAGCAGGUUCUUCAGUUAUACAGGAAGAUCCUAAGGGCUAUUCGUGAGGUCCCUGCUGAAGCAGAUCGCCGCUAUUUAAAGGACUGGGCCAGGGAGGAGUUCAGGAGAAAUAAAGAUGCUACAGAUGAGGAUGCCAUCAGGAUGAUGAUCACUCAAGGCAACAUGCAACUUCAGGAACUUCAGAGAACACUUAAACUGGCAAAAUCCUGAUCUUAAGUUUGUUGACAGCUGGACUUUGAUCUGAUGCGAACAAGCACAGUAUUUCUUCCAGAACGUGGUUACAGUAGCAGCUUUUUCUGGCAACCUGGUAAUGUUUGAAGGUGGAAUCUACCAUGGUGGGGGUUUUAUUUAUUCCCCUUCCUCAUCUCAGUUUGGCUACCGUCCCAUGUGGAAAUCACUGAGACACAAAGGAUUUUAAGGGCCUGAAUGGAUGAUGUAGCAUGUGCUGUGGGAAAAGCAGAAUGCACCAGGAACUACAGCAGCAGUGUUACCCCAGGGAAAUGGCAAAUAAAUCUAAGACAGAUUAUUUUGUCUGUUUUCUAUUGUGGCAGUUCUUAAGUGGUAACACGGUGGCAACAGCUCUUUCUUUACUGUGCCAAGGACUUUUACCAAAAUUUGGGAUUAAAAAAGCCCAAACAUUUGGGAUAAAUAAAUAGGCCCAAAGCAAAUAAACAUGAUAAAACAUAAA